Messenger RNA from Phyllopteryx taeniolatus (common seadragon), 1768 nucleotides. It is a transcript of the gene tnfsf13b, whose product is annotated as TNF superfamily member 13b. Gene Ontology annotation, molecular function: receptor ligand activity; tumor necrosis factor receptor binding. Gene Ontology annotation, biological process: immune response. Gene Ontology annotation, cellular component: membrane. NCBI's taxonomy places the organism in Eukaryota, Metazoa, Chordata, Actinopteri, Syngnathiformes, Syngnathidae. Bases 804 to 1568 code for a protein of 254 amino acids. The record is from RefSeq and is a predicted model, not a curated record. The transcript is spliced from 6 exons.
AAUGUGAUGAAAAAUCUAUUUUCAACGAUAGAAAAUGAGAAUAAUCUGUUAUCAUUUGAUCAUGUUGGACUUCCAAGAGAAUACAGCCAUAAUGUGUCAGACGAUACAUACUUUUACGUGACUAAAGCUGUGAUGUUACGAUUUAAGACAAAAACAAAACAAAAAAACUAACCAGAGUAAUGUAAUUUCGAGACCAAGUCCAAAUAAGAGAAUUAUCAGAAAGUUGUAAUAUUACAUGCAUAACUGUGCGCAGUGGCGUCGCUAGGCUGGGGCUUCAGCCCCCCCUAAAAUGUUCUUCAGCCCCCACCCCCCAAAAAAAGGACUUGGUUGUUUGUGGUUAGGCCAAUCUUAGCCCCUGCAAAAAAAAAAAUUCUCAAGCCCCCCAAAUGAUUUGUUUUUGUUGUUGUUGUUGUUGUUUUUUUGGGUUUUUUUUUUGAAAUCCUCAUAACUUUAUAACCGUUUUCUCGUACCCUUGCAUUUUUCCUCCCUUUCCCACGUGGCCUUAGGACUUCUUUGUCCUACUCAGUCAGUUGAAUUAACAUAAUGUAAAUAGUGGAAAUGUAUCAUUUUAUAGGAGCCUAAUGAGUAUUGAAUGAGGUCAGUGCCGCUGUUGAGGCAGGAAGUUGAUGCGGUUAGCCAAGCAGAACAAGGAGGGGAAGCGGCUCGCUUUUCUUUUUCUUUUUUUUUUUUCCUCCAGUUACUGUAUUCAUUGGACUGAAAUCCGCUGGAAAACGAAUGUGAAAGCAAAGAGCAUCUCGUCAGUCAGGAAUCGGCUUCCGACGCCAGCGUGAGCCAACUCGACGAUGGCGGUUGGCUCGCGUUUGGAUCCCGGGACGGGCCAGAAGGCGGGUGAGGCCCGGGGAUCGUCCCGGCCGGUCCUCCUGCUCGCGCUGGCGGUCAUCACCUCGUCCUCUCUGUCGGCGCUGUCCUUGUACCAGCUGGCGGUUCUCAGAGAGGAGGUCGAGGGCCUGAAGUCUGAGGCGUGUCGCAGGAGGGACGAAAGGCAGGAGGCCAAACAUGGAGAGCAGAAUAUUAGUGACGGGAGAGGCAGCCAGACAGAUUCGCAACACACAUUCAGCCUGAUGAGGAGGAGGAGGACGGUCUCUGGACCAGACGCAUCAGUUUCGCAGUCUUGUCUCCAGCUGUUGGCGAACAAGAGCAGGAAAAUCUUCAGGAAAGAUUUUGCCCUGGAGCCGUACACGGGCAUCCCCUGGCAGACUGGCCUGAGGAGAGGGUCUGCCCUGGAGGCGGUCGGAGACAACAUACUGAUCCGAGAGGAGGGCUUCUACUUUGUCUACAGUCAGGUCUAUUACAUGGACAGCAGGUUUGCAAUGGGCCACGUUGUGAUCCGCAGGAAGAGGACGGUGGUGGGCGACGAGGCUCAGCACGUGAUCCUGUUCCGCUGCAUCCAGAGCAUGGACAGCGUGUACCCUUACAACACGUGUUACACAGGAGGUGUCGUGAAGCUGGAGGUCGGUGACCAGUUGGAGCUGCUGAUCCCCAGGUCCGCUGCCAACGUGUCCCUGGAUGGAGACGCCACAUUCGUGGGCGCCGUCAAGCUGGUUUAAAGCCUGUCGCCUCACGCGAGAGCAGAGGGAGCUGUAUCCUGGCGACUUUCGAUGCUGGAAGAGACAAUUUUGCACUCCAUAAAUGACGGACUCCGACUAUUUCGCCGCAAACUACGACGGUGGCUCGUCUCUGAAAUAUAUUAUGUAUCUGUAUUGCGCCUAUCAUUAUUUACCAUUAAAAGUCAGAAGCUUUUUCUCUA